Emericellopsis atlantica is the source of this 1146-nucleotide messenger RNA. RefSeq names its product DNA-directed RNA polymerases I. Gene Ontology annotation, cellular component: RNA polymerase I complex; RNA polymerase III complex. NCBI's taxonomy places the organism in Eukaryota, Fungi, Ascomycota, Sordariomycetes, Hypocreales, Bionectriaceae. The record is from RefSeq and is a predicted model, not a curated record. The transcript is spliced from 2 exons. Gene Ontology annotation, molecular function: DNA binding; protein dimerization activity. Gene Ontology annotation, biological process: DNA-templated transcription. Bases 1 to 1146 code for a protein of 381 amino acids.
AUGGCGCCGUCAAAAAAGGCCAGCUGGACGAACGCGCCAGACGCCGAGGAGCUGGAGAAGCGCAAUACCGUGGGCAUCCACAAGGAGACCGUGACGCACAACACGUCGGUCGACUUCCCAGGCCACGUCCCUGGCGAGGAUGAGGCCUUUUCUCUCGAUCGGUUCCGCGAUGGCUUCAGCGUCGAUUUCCACCAGAACGAUCCCUUCCACGCCUCCUUCUCGCUCAUGGGCAUCGACGCCUCCCUCUCCAACGCCUUCCGCCGCAUCCUCAUCUCCGAGAUCCCCACGCUCGCCGUCGAGAACGUCUUCAUCGAGAUCAACACCUCGGUCGUCCAGGACGAGGUCCUCGCCCACCGCCUGGGCCUCAUCCCCUUCAAGGGCGGCAAGGAAGGGCUGCACAACUUCCUCAAGUGGCACAAGAAGCCCGAGCCCGGGGAGGACGCGUACAAGAACUCGUACGACUGGAACACCGUCUCGCUCGAGCUCAACGUCAAGUGCACCCUCAACGAGGACGCCGACCCGCGCGAGGACGACCCCCGCAAGGCCUACCACAACGCCCACGUCUACGCCCGCGACAUUGUCUUCACCCCCACCGGCGCCCAGGAGCAGUACUUUGCCGGCGACGACGCCAUCGCCCCCGUCCACCCGGACAUUCUCAUCGCCAAGAUGCGGCCCGGCCAACAGAUCGGCCUGACCAUGCACAUGCACAAGGGCAUCGGCGCCGACCACGCCAAGUUCUCCCCCGUCGCCACCGCCUCCUACCGCCUCAUGCCCAUCAUCAAGAUCACACGCCCCAUCCUGGGCGCCGACGCUGAAAAGUUCCAAAAGUGCUUCCCCGACGGCGUCAUUGCGCUCGACAAGGUCUCCGCCAAGGAAGCCGCCCAGAAAGGCAGCGGCUACGAGAGCCAUGUUGGCGAGACAAAGGCCGUCGUCGCUGACCCCAUGCGCGACACGGUCAGCAGGGAGUGCCUCCGGCACCCCGAGUUUGAGGGCAAGGUCAAACUCGGGCGGCGCCGGGACCACUUCAUCUUCUCCAUUGAGAGCUCGGGCCAGUGGGACAGCGACGAGCUGUUUAUGGAGUCGGUCAAGCACAUGAAGCUCAAGUGCAAGAAGCUGGAGCAGCAGGUCAUGGACAUGGUGCGGUAA